GUUAAUAAAAAUACUUCCUGUUACAGUGUUACUCAAAUCUAUAUUCGGAGACGACAACCAAAACCGUCGCUCUGUCGUCUCUUUCCGGCGCCGGCAAAAAAGAGGUUGAACAUUCUAGAGAAGCGCACCUAGCAGUUACCUUAGGCGCUCUGGCUCAGCAGGCUCAGGGAAGCCGAUCAAAUCACACUCAUGGCGGAGUCAUCGGGGACGACACUGAUGGAUCUAAUCACGUCGGACCCGUCUUCUACUUCAUCUUCUUCUAAGUCGACGGCCUCCGUAGCUCCCGUCGCUACUUCGCCACCACGGACGGCGGCCGCGGCUGCGGCGUCCACGGAUCGGAAGAAGAAGGGGAUGCUGAUGCAGAUCCAGAGCGAUACUAUCUCAGCUGCUAAGGCUGCUCUCAACCCUGUGCGGAUGCCUCAGAAGCAAAAGAAGAAGGCAGUUUCAUAUGCACAACUUGCAAGAAGCAUCCAUGAGCUAGCAGCCACAUCUGAUCAAAAAAGCUCCCAGCGACAGUUGGUUCAACAUGUCUUCCCAAAGCUUGCUGUGUACAAUUCAGUAGACCCUUCAAUAGCACCAUCGCUUCUUAUGCUUGGUCAACAAUGCGAGGAUCGGACAGUUCUACGAUAUGUCUAUUAUUACCUUGCCAGAAUUCUUUCAGAUGGUGGCUCACCAGGCCUGAGUCCAGGUGGUGGGAUACCAACCCCAAAUUGGGAUGCUUUAGCUGACAUUGAUGUUGUUGGAGGGGUAACAAGAGCUGAUGUUGUACCGAUAAUAGUAGACAGGCUAUCCUCUGAGGCAUUGAACGAAGAUGUUGAGUUUCAUGCACGGCGACUCCAAGCUCUGAAGGCUCUUACAUAUGCACCUUCUACCAGCUCAGAGAUUUUAUCCAAGUUGUAUGAAAUUGUGUUUGGCAUCUUAGACAAGGUUGCUGAUACACCACACAAACGCAAAAAGGGAAUUUUUGGCGCCAAGGGAGGUGAUAAAGAGUCUAUAAUUCGGAGUAAUUUGCAAUAUGCUGCAUUAAGUGCAUUGAGAAGGCUUCCUUUGGAUCCAGGAAAUCCGGCUUUUCUCCACCGUGCAGUGCAAGGAGUCUCAUUUGCGGAUCCAGUUGCUGUAAGGCAUUCUUUAGAGAUUCUCUCGGAGUUAGCAAUGUUGGAUCCUUAUGCAGUUGCUACCUCAUUAGGGAAGCUUGUGCAACCCGGUGGUGGUCUACACGAUAUUCUACAUAUGCAUGAUGUUCUAGCCAGAGUUGCACUUGCUAAGUUGUGCCACACAAUAUCUAGAGCCAGGGCAUUAGAUGACAGGCCAGACAUUAGGUCUCAGUUUAACUCGUUGCUAUAUCAGCUACUCCUUGAUCCAAGUGAAAAAGUUUGUUUUGAAGCUAUCUUUUGUGUACUUGGAAAAUUCGACAAUGCUGAGAGGACCGAGGAUCGAGCCGCUGGAUGGUAUCGGCUUACAAGAGAAAUUCUUAAACUCCCUGAAGCGCCUUCCAUGAAGGAAACCAAACCUGAAUCAAAAGAUACCGUUCCACCUAAGUCGGCCAAAGAUAAGUCUCAAAAGACAAGGCGCCCUCAACCUUUGAUCAAACUUGUAAUGAGGAGGCUGGAAAGCUCUUUUCGCAGUUUCUCUCGCCCGGUACUUCAUGCAGCAGCCAGAGUUGUUCAGGAAAUGGGAAAAAGUCGUGCUGCAGCUUUUGCCUUGGGUCUACAGGAUCUUGAUGAAGGAGCUUAUGUUAAUACCUUUGCUGAGAAUGACUCAUAUGAUCCAGAUCUUAAUGAAACGUCUCAGCCUGAAGGCAUACGCAGAGUUUCUUCAAUUUCAAAUGGAGCUAGUGGCAAAGAUACAAUUGCUAGUCUGUUGGCAUCUUUAAUGGAAGUGGUGAGAACAACUGUUGCAUGCGAAUGUGUCUUUGUUCGUGCUAUGGUAAUAAAAGCCUUGAUAUGGAUGCAAAGCCCACACGAUUCGUUUGAUGAAUUAGAAUCCAUCAUUGCAGCAGAGCUAUCGGACCCAACUUGGUCUGCAGCUCUACUAAAUGAUAUAUUGCUUACACUGCACGCUCGUUUCAAGGCGACUCCUGAUAUGGCCGUUACCCUUUUAGAACUAGCAAGAAUUUUUGCAACCAAGGUUCCUGGCAAGAUUGAUGCAGAUGUGCUACAACUACUGUGGAAAACUUGUUUAGUUGGAGCUGGCCCGGAUGGAAAACACACAGCUCUGGAAGCUGUUACUAUCGUUCUUGAUUUGCCUCCCCCGCAGCCGGAUUUGAUGCCAGUAAUUACCUCAGUUGAUAGGGUAUCUGUAUCAGAUCCAAAGUCAGCUCUGGCGUUGCAAAGAUUGGUCCAAGCAGCAGUGUGGUUCCUUGGAGAAAACGCAAACUAUGCUGCCUCUGAAUAUGCUUGGGAAUCAGCAACCCCACCUGGCACAGCAUUAAUGAUGUUAGAUGCAGAUAAAAUGGUUGCUGCUGCAAGUUCUCGUAAUCCAACCCUCUCUGGUGCUUUAACCAGACUCCAACGGUGUGCUUUUAAUGGAAGCUGGGAGGUCCGUAUUAUUGCUGUCCAAGCUCUCACCACAAUUGCAAUUAGAUCUGGUGAGCCUUAUAGGCUACAAAUCUAUGAACUUUUACAUACUCUAGCACAAGGUGGUAUGCAAUCUCAGUUCUCAGAUAUGCAUAUCAGCAAUGGAGAAGACCAAGGUGCAAGUGGUACCGGUCUUGGAUCUUUAAUAAGUCCUAUGUUAAAAGUCCUAGAUGAAAUGUACAGUGCACAAGAUGAUUUAAUAAAGGAGAUGCGGAAUCAUGAUAAUGCCCAGAAGGAAUGGACUGAUGAGGAGUUAAAAAAACUAUAUGAAACUCAUGAGAAAUUGUUGGAUCUUGUCUCUAUGUUCUGUUAUGUUCCUAGAGCAAAGUAUCUUCCCCUGGGGCCAACAAGUGCAAAACUCAUUGAUGUCUAUCAAACUCGGCAUAAUAUAAGUGCUUCGACUGGCCUCGCUGAUCCAGCAGUUGCCACGGGUAUAUCGGAUCUUAUAUAUGAGACCUCCAAAGCAAAACCUGUCAAGCCAGAUACACUUGAUGACGAUCUUGUAAAUGCUUGGGCCACAAGCCUUGGUGAUGAUGGCUUAUUGGAGAGUAAUGCACCUGCAAUGAAUAGGGUGAAUGAGUUCCUUGCUGGUGCUGGUACUAAUGCUCCUGAUGUUGAUGAGGAAAAUGUUGUUUCCAGACAUUCUAUGAGUUAUGAUGAUAUGUGGGCAAAGACUCUCUUAGAGACUUCAGAAAUGGAGGAAGAUGAUGUGAGAUCAUCUGGCUCUUCAUCACCAGAUUCAGUAGGCUCAGUAGAGACAUCCAUAUCAUCACACUUUGGUGGAAGUUAUCCCUCGUUGUUCAGUUCUAAGCCAACUACAUAUGGAUCUUCUCAAACAAAGGACAAAUCGGGUGGGUCGUGGUAUUCUAGUAAUUCUUAUGGAACCUCUUUAGGAGGUCUUGGCUCUCCUAUACGGGAAGAGCCUCCACCAUAUUCAUCACCAAUCCAUGAAAGAAAUGAGUCGCUUGAGAACCCCUUAGCUGGUUCUGGUUCCUAUAGUUUUGAAUCACAUGAUGAAGAACGGCCAUCUUCAGGCAACCCACAGUUUGGUUCGGCACUUUAUGACUUUACUGCAGGUGGUGAUGACGAGCUAAAUCUGACAGCAGGAGAGGAGGUUGAAAUUGAAUACGAAGUCGAUGGUUGGUUCUAUGUAAAGAAAAAACGCCCAGGAAGAGAUGGAAAGAUGGCUGGUCUAGUUCCAGUACUUUAUGUCACUCAAUCCUCAUAAAAAUGGUGAAAAUCAUGAUUAUUUAGAGUUCUCUAUGCAAUGCACAAUCUAAGCAUCAAUGGCAUAUUUGGGUUUUCAACAUCCAUCGCGUUAGCAAGAACAAGAAUACAUGGGUUUUGGCCAUGUUCACUUCACAUGAUCAGUGCACAACCGUCUACGUGAAAUACUCAAAGUCAUUCUAUUCAUCUAUGGUUGCCAUGAUUUUGAAGUUCACUGAUUUUUUGGUUGCUGGUGGUUGAGUCAAUAGACACGCCUCCCCCUCCCCCCCCCCAUCCCACUCCAUAGGAGCUUCUUAGUGAUAUUAUAGGACUGAGAAUGAGUUUCUGUUGUGAAUUUGGUGCGUAUCAUAGUCUUAUUUGAUUAGUAUAGUAGGAGCUUCUGUAUUUGUGGUGAUGGUAAACAAUGCACACCCGUCAUUUUAUUUAUUUUUUUCUUCUAUUGUUAUCAACUUAUUAUUGUGGUUCUUGUUAAAUAUUAAUCCAUUGUUUUGUGCUUUUUUCACGAGUGACAAGUAAAUAUUGACUUCAAGA
Molecule: messenger RNA, 4334 nt
Organism: Cuscuta campestris
Lineage: Eukaryota; Viridiplantae; Streptophyta; Magnoliopsida; Solanales; Convolvulaceae
Source: the annotation of a GenBank genome assembly